AAAAACAACCCAAAAGCAAAAUUCUGCUUCCAUCGCAGGCUGCAUGCAUCGCGGUGCUGACGCGCCGCUGCAAAGAGCCCACUUGGCGCUUUAUAUGGCACCGAGAAACCGUGCGUCUCCAAGUAUGAGGAGCGGGCGACUCAGACCCGCGCCGGCCCGUCGCGUGACUUACAUUCUGACGCCGCCUCAUUGGCCCAAACGCGCAAGGUGCGCUAAAAAACAGCCAGCGCACCAUACAAACCCAAAGACAUAAUUACCAACACCACUUGGCAGGACCGAAUUUUCGUUGUUCGCGAGAGACGCCCGCACAAGCGAAUUUGGUGUUGAGAGCAUGCAGCUUGUCUCGGUCGUCGUGCUCGUUGUCCUGAGCCUCGCCAGCUUCGUCGCUGCCUACAACGACAACCGCGACGUUCUCGUCAAGAAUGCGCUCGGCGAGUUCACCGAAGACUUUGCGCGGUCGGAAAACGAUGCCUACAAGGCGAUCCGAACCGACUUUGGCUUGCCGCUGCCCGGCCACACGACGGCGCCCGUGACCGACGCCGAGUACAUGCACGCAAUCACUGUCGUUCAGAGCCUCGGCAAAGUUGCGGACCAGCGCGCCGCUAUUGACAGCGUCCGCGCCGUCAUGGCACGAAUGACAAAGACGGAGCUGCUUCAGUUCAUGGGCGAGUUUGACACGGAGACAACCACGAAAUUUGUGGCCCUCGGCGCGGCUUUUGCCCGCAACAAUACGACUGUCCGCAUGGAGGCGUCCUCCGACGACGCGAUGCAAGCCAGCGACGUAGGCUUCGAAAUGUCGGCCAUCGGCGCAGCGAUUGUCGUCGCGUCCGUUCUCGUCGGUGUCGUGCUCGUCGUCCGAAUGCACCGCCACGAAGGCGACGCUGCCAUCAUCGCGCACGUGCUCCGAGCGAUUCAAGACAAGGAUAAGAGCCGCCACCAGCACGAAAAGGCUGCCAAGACGAUCGUUGUCGUUGUGUAGUGCAUUCCCACAUCGUCCCCCACCAUCAUAGUUUACUAGCCAUCCAACUUUAACUUAAGACUCUUUUUAAACCAGUCGACCCGCGUCAA
This is a messenger RNA of Saprolegnia diclina VS20, 1068 nucleotides long. RefSeq lists its product as hypothetical. Bases 332 to 979 code for a protein of 215 amino acids. The record is from RefSeq and is a predicted model, not a curated record. The transcript has a single exon. Lineage: Eukaryota; Oomycota; Saprolegniomycetes; Saprolegniales; Saprolegniaceae.